GGCCCAUCUAUCUCUCCAGUCUCCACCCACCCCGCGAUUCAGAGUACCCGUCUUGCGGCGGCGAAACCCGUCGAGGCGAUGUCCGACCACCAGGCAAAGCGGCCGUCCGACGCAGCCGCGGCCGCCCCGGCGGCCAAGCGCGCCCGCGCCCAGGCUGCCCCGGUGUUCCCCACAUACAAGGACGCUCCCGACCUACCCCCCAAGAUCCGUCUCCUCUGCGAGAUACUGGCCUCCCCCGCCACCGAUGUCGAGGCGGCCCUCGACGACGCCGCCGUCCGCGUCACCACCUCCGACGUCGAGCAGGUGCUCCGCUUCUCGUACGCGCACCCGCGGGGCGCCGCCGCCUUCUUCCGAUGGGCGGGCCAUCGCCACCUGCGCCACCAGCACUCCCCCUACUCGUGGAACCUCGUCAUCGACCUCCUCGGCAAGAAUCGCCUGUUCGAUCCCAUGUGGGACACCGUCUCCUCCAUGCGGUCCCAGGGCCUGCUCUCCCUCGCCUCCUUCGCCUCCGUGUUCUCCUCCCUGGCGGCCGACCCAGUCAGCUCCCCCCUCAAGGCGUUUGUGGAUAUGCCCAAGUAUGGCAUGGACCGCGACACGCCCGCGCUGAACUCCCUCCUCUCCGCACUCUGCCGUGCCUCCAGGCUCGAUGAUGCCCGUGCUGCGAUCCCUGUGGCACGUGCCGAGGCCAGCACUCGGCCGGACGCUGACUCCUACGCCAUUCUUCUCGAGGGUUGCGAGGCUGCUGGCGACCCUGCCGUUGCACGUGAGGUGUUUGACGAAAUGGUGCGCCAUGUCGGCUUUGAUCCUGCCAAUGUGCCUGCGUACGACUCUUUCCUUACAACACUUGUUUCAAGUAGCUCCACCACAGCGCUGACGGAGGCAAUGGACUAUCUAGCUGUCUUGCGCCGGUAUAGGUGUUCACCGGGGGAGAAGUUCCUCCGUGCUGCAUUGGCUGCGCACCUGAAGGCACAAGACUUACGGGGUGCGCAGGUGCUCUGGGAUGACUUUGUUGUUCGUCUGGGGCUCAUCCCAGAUAAGGAAAUGUAUAGCUCGAUGAUCAUGCUGCAGGGCACUCUGGGGCAUGCUGAGGUUAUUGUGGAGUAUGUUGAUGACAUGGCCUUCUAUGGAGUGUUUCCUGACGCCGACACAUACAACAUGGUGCUCAAGUUAUUGUUGAAGGGGAGGAAGCUCCGGGAGGCAUCUGCAAUAUUUAGAGAAAUGGUCAAGAACGAGUGUUGGCCAAAUGAGGCAAAUUGUUCGCUUGCACUUCGCAUGUUCCUGGAUACUCGUGAUUGGGAGACGGGGAUCAAGGUGUGGAACUGCAUGGUGGCGAAUGGCCUGCCUCCGUUGGAGGAGAGUGGGAAUAUGCUUGUGUCAAAGCUGAAGGAUGAGAUGCUGCCUGAGGCUUGCAAGUAUGCAGAGGACAUGAUUGAUCAAGGUAUCAAGGUGAGCUCGUCAACACUCGGAAAACUGAGGCUGUGCCUGGUAAAGGUCAAAAAAGGGGCAAUUCAUGACCGCUUGCUUACAAAAUGGAAGGCACGCUAAGUCAUUUCUGGGUUAUGUAGGAUUGGGACCAGGAGUUAACUUCUGUCUGGCAUGUGGCAAUGCAAUAUCUGAAAACUGUAACAAAAAAAAAAUUGUGCUACUUCUGAAAUAUUCUAGUGGGUGAGUAUCUGACUUUUGGUAUAAUGUUAAUUCUGAGAAUCCACUGCAGUUUUAAUGUCAGGGCUUCUGAGCUAUUUUACUAGAUAAAUAUUUGACUUA
This is a messenger RNA of Brachypodium distachyon (stiff brome), 1764 nucleotides long. RefSeq names its product pentatricopeptide repeat-containing protein At1g77360, mitochondrial. The record is from RefSeq and is a predicted model, not a curated record. The transcript has a single exon. Lineage: Eukaryota; Viridiplantae; Streptophyta; Magnoliopsida; Poales; Poaceae. Gene Ontology annotation, molecular function: protein binding. The coding region runs from base 79 to 1545 and encodes 488 amino acids.